Messenger RNA from Anguilla anguilla (European eel), 2928 nucleotides. RefSeq names its product FH1/FH2 domain-containing protein 1. NCBI's taxonomy places the organism in Eukaryota, Metazoa, Chordata, Actinopteri, Anguilliformes, Anguillidae. Gene Ontology annotation, molecular function: actin filament binding. The record is from RefSeq and is a predicted model, not a curated record. Bases 1076 to 2635 code for a protein of 519 amino acids. The transcript is spliced from 9 exons. Gene Ontology annotation, cellular component: cytoplasm; cytoskeleton. Gene Ontology annotation, biological process: actin filament network formation; cortical actin cytoskeleton organization.
CACAGUAAUACCUUAUUCAGACCUGGGUCAAAUUCUUUCUGAUUACUGAGACAUUAUUGGUCAGUUAUUAAUUAUGAGUAGUUAACACACCUUUAUAUUUUCACAGUACUCUUUCACAUGAUUGUACGUUUUGUUAUGGGUUUGUUUUGUUGCAAUACCUUAAGGCACAUUUUAGCAGCAUCUCAUGUUUUUAAAAAUCCAGUGUUUACAAUUUUUAGUAGCAUCUAGUGUUUUGAAUACAUAUUUCACACAGGUUUUACCCUGAUACUAACUUCAAGAAACUGCAUUAAUUUUUGCAUGCCACUUAACUCAGAAAGAAAUAUGACUGCAAAAUUGAAAAAGUAAAAUGUUAGUAAGCAGAGGGAGUGACAGAGAGGGGUGGGGAGGGAUUUCUAUCGGUGGUUUUGUGUAAACAGGCUGUAAUAUAAACAGGAGAUGAGGAAGUGAUAAUGAGAUUAAGGGAAAGGGUGCAACACAAACAAUUCAAACUGAAGCACAGCCACACAGAGAUACCCUGCAUUCAGUGAGAGAACCUGUGCUCACAGAGAGAACCUGCAUCCAGUGAGAGAACCUGUGCUCACAGAGAGAACCUGCAUCCAGUGAGAGAACCUGUGCUCACAGAGAGAACCUGCAUCCAGUGAGAGAACCUGUGCUCACAGAGAGAACCUGCAUCCAGUGAGAGAACCUGCAUCCAGCAAGAGAACCUGCAUCCAGUGAGAGAACCUGUGCUCACAGAGAGAACCUGCAUCCAGUGAGAGAACCUGCAUCCAGCAAGAGAACCUGCAUCCAGCAAGAGAACCUGCAUCCAGUGAGAGAACCUGCAUCCAGUGAGAGAACCUGUGCUCACAGAGAGAACCUGCAUCCAGUGAGAGAACCUGCAUCCAGCAAGAGAACCUGCAUCCAGUGAGAGAACCUGCACUCACAGAAAUACUGCAGAUACAGAGGGAAAGAUACACAGACAUACGGGUAGAUGUGGAUAUGAUGUGGUGAGGCAGCAACAGGAGCAUGAUGAUGAUGAUGAGAUGAAGACAAGACCACCAGCCAGUCACAGAAUUGACGUGGAGCGGGAGAGCCAAUGAAACAAGCCGACGCUGAGAGGCCCCUCCCUCUGGGACUUGACGAACUCUGGCCCUCCUUCUUCAGCCCCACACCCCGGCUCCGCCUAAACACCUUGGACUUCUCAGACCUGUGGGACGAGGAGGACCUGGGCCUGGACAGCGCAGAGGAGAACAGGGCCCUGUCCUCUCAGGACUUCCCAAAAUCAGCUCCUCCUCCUCCACCUGCUCCGCCCCCUCCACCCGCCCCGCCACGCCCUGCCCCGCCCACCAGCCGUACUCUCCGGCUCCACUGGAGGGCGCUGCACCACCUGCCCCUCCUCCCUCGCAUUGGACACUUUGGACCCCAAACAAUCUGGGCGGGGCUUGAACCCGUGGAGCUUGACACCCAAAACCUGGAGCACCUUUUUGAGAGCAAAAACAAUACCCUCAGUGUGGAGGGGGCAAGGAGGAGACAGCACUAUAUCUCUGUGUUGACGGUAAAGCGCAGUAACAUCAUCACCAUCACCCUCAGCAGCCUGCCCCCCCCUCACCUGCUGCCCCCCGCCAUCCUGAGCAUGGACUGCUGUGUGCUGGACCGGGAGGACCUGCAGAAGCUACAGACUCUGGUGCCCAGUCAGGAGGAGCUGUGCCUCAUCCAGGAGGCCCAGGCCCAGUCUCCAGGCUCACCAUUGGCCCCGGCUGAGCUCUGUCUCACCACGCUGGGAGCCAUCCCUCACCUGAGACCAAGGCUUCAGCUCUGGGCCUUUGCUUUAGACUAUGACACACUUGAAAGAGAAAUUGCAGAGCCUCUAUUUCACCUCAAGCAGGCCAUGGAGCAGCUGGCCACCAGCCAGACCUUCCACCGUAUCUUAGCAACUGUGCUAGCCAUCGGCAACUUUCUCAACGGAUGCAAGGCACGGGGGUUCGAGCUCAGUUACCUGGGAAAGCUGUCUCAGGUGAAGGACACACACAGCCGGCAGCCACUGCUUCAGCACGUCUGUGCUUUGCUGCUGCAGCUCUACCCACAAUCCUCGGACCUGCUCUCCGAGCUCACAGCUGUCACACGCGCCAGCAAGUGGGAGUACUCGCAGGUGGGGUCAAACCUUGCGCAGCUGCAGGCCCGCUGCAAGGCAUGCUGGGAGCAGCUGAACCUGCUGGAGCAGGUGGAGGACGGGCAGGAGCAUGCGGAGAGCCUGAGAAAGAAACUCCCUCACUUCCUGAGAGAGAGCGAGGAGAGACUGAGCAUUCUGAAGGCUGUACAUCGCCGAGUCAUCAACAGGUUCCACUCCUUCCUGCUGUAUUUGGGGUACACUCCACAGUCAGUGCGCUCCCUGAGAGCGGAGACCUUCUGCAAAAGCAUCAGCGACUUCGCUCUGGAAUACAAAACCGCUCGACACGCCAUCCUCCAACGAAGGGAGAGAGAGGAGAGGGGCACCCCAAAUACCCCCACCCCUCGCCAUACCCCCACACAGGAGAGUUUGGAGCAGUACAUGUUGGAGGAGAUUCUGCGCACACCUGAAUCCACCCACUUUGACCCCAUUCUGCCCCGUCACCGAAAUAAACACACAGGUGUUCUGUCCCGGAGGCUGAAGUGGUGAGAGGGAAUCUGUCUGGGUGGCACACCUGGAUUCAGGGCACACCUGGAUUCACUGCACACUGGCUGCUCUGAAACUCACCAUUCCACAGACACACCGCCUGCACUUGGAGAAUGAAGAACUAAAGCCUGCAGUUUCUCUCUCUCCAUCUCUCUCUCUCUCUCUAAACUCCAUUGUAGCUCACUGGAGUUCAAACCAAGAGUAGCUUUAUCACACACAUGCACACACCCACACAAUCACACACAUGUAAACACAUGCACAAUCACACACGCACACAAGCACAGUGAAGCUGCUCA